Malus domestica (apple) is the source of this 450-nucleotide messenger RNA. The record is from RefSeq and is a predicted model, not a curated record. Lineage: Eukaryota; Viridiplantae; Streptophyta; Magnoliopsida; Rosales; Rosaceae.
AUGUUUCCUGCAAAACUUGCGUUUGUCACAGCACUUUCUCUCCCUAUCUUCUUCAACCUUCCUGUUGCUGCUGAAGAGGUUACCAGAAAUGCGAAUCCUUCCCCUACUGAUAAUUGUGCCAACUGCCCUUCAUGUCUGUGUCCUCCCGCCGUACCAAUUCCAGGGUACCCUUUAUAUGGCCCUCCUCCACCUGGACCGCCACCCCCAUCAAGUCCUGGCUUCCCUUACGAAGGAGUACCGCCGCCGCCGCCAAGUGGUCAAGGAAAAUGCCCCCCAACUCAGCCUGGUCAGUGCUGCCAGCAAUAUCCUCAAAAUCCUCAAUACCCUUCUCCACCAGGAGGAUAUGUGCCUUACCCUGAUGACAACCAUGCAGCUAGUUCAUCUCCUUUCUUGAUCUUCCUUCCUGUUAUGAUGGUCAUGUUGUUUUCUUCUGCUGUACCUUUCUUUUAA